UGCACAGCGAGACUUUGCGAGAGUUUGUUGUUGUCUGGUCGUCGUGUGAAAUUGAGCGUGUUUCCCAACUGAGACCAAGGUGUGGUAUGUAAAAGGCACCGCCCAUCCGCAGAGGUAAACAAAGUAUAUCUUCGUCAGUCACCCAACGUGAUCGAGCUUGGACACAGCAGCCAUCAUCACCCACAUCACGUCGUCGCCUGUAAAUGGAAAUAACUAUAAUUUCGCUAUGAAUUGCCGCUCAGAAGUUCUUGAAGUGACAGUGGAGGCAAGGCAGGUGGAAGAAGCUAUGCUGGCUUUGCUGCACACCAUUUUACUGCAUCGCAGCUCCGGGAAAUUUCACUACAAAAAAGAGGGCACCUACUCCAUAGGUACCGUGGGCACACUUGACAUCGACUGCGACUUCAUCGAUUUCACCUUCGUCAGGGUGUCCUCCGAGGAGCUGGACAGAGUGAUCAGGAAAGCGGUGUCUGAAUUCAAGGAUGCUUUGAGCAACUCUGGCAGCGAUGGCAUGGGGCAAAUCUCCCUGGAGUUUUACCAGAAGAAGAAGUCUCGCUGGCCUUUUUCUGACGAGUGUAUUCCCUGGGAAGUGUGGAGCAUCAAGGUCAAUGUUGUCAACCUGGCCAAUGAGCAGGAAAGACAGAUCUGCAGGGAGAAAGUGGGCGAGAAGCUGGGCGAGAAGGUGAUCAAUGUUGUUGAGGUCAUAAACCGCCACGAGUAUCUGCCAAAGAUGCCCACCCAGUCUGAAGUGGACAACGUUUUUGACACCAGUCUCAAAGAUGUCCAGCCAUACCUUUAUAAAAUCACAUACCAGAUCACAGACUCUCUGGGCACCUCUGUAAGCACAACAAUGAGAAGGCUGAUUAAAGACACCCUGGCACUGUGAGGAGGCUCCAAGACACAGAAAAGAAAGAUCUGGAUGAUCUUAUCCAUAACUGUAUCUAUAGCCAUGCCUGACAACUGUUUUUAUGACCAAAAACACAAUUUGACAGCUUUACUGCUGCUAUAAUGAAGCAGUGUCAGUGUAAGCAGCUAAUCAGUCACUUUGUUGAAGUCUCUGCUGUGGUUUUUCGAUAUUGCUUGUACCAUUUAAGAAUCUGGAUUAUGUAAUAUCAAUUUAAAAAUUUUUUUUUGUUUUUGCAAGCUUUCUCUUUCCAAAUUAUCUUCACCUUCCACCAUCUAGAAAUGGAACUUUAACAUAGUAGCAAAACACACUAUUAGUUCAAAAGUUGUGUUGCUGAUGAUGUUAAAUCUGUACAUUAUUGUUAACAUUGUAAACUUUGUCAAUAAAUGAUGUUCAUUGUAA
Cottoperca gobio is the source of this 1303-nucleotide messenger RNA. It is a transcript of the gene atg101, whose product is annotated as autophagy related 101. Gene Ontology annotation, molecular function: protein kinase binding. The record is from RefSeq and is a predicted model, not a curated record. The transcript has 3 exons. Bases 227 to 883 code for a protein of 218 amino acids. NCBI's taxonomy places the organism in Eukaryota, Metazoa, Chordata, Actinopteri, Perciformes, Bovichtidae. Gene Ontology annotation, biological process: autophagosome assembly; autophagy. Gene Ontology annotation, cellular component: Atg1/ULK1 kinase complex; phagophore assembly site.